Fusarium sp. VM40 is the source of this 2007-nucleotide messenger RNA. NCBI's taxonomy places the organism in Eukaryota, Fungi, Ascomycota, Sordariomycetes, Hypocreales, Nectriaceae. The record is from the annotation of a GenBank genome assembly.
AUGGCUCCCGAUGUGAUUGAUCUCGUCUCAUCGAGUCCGACGAGCCAUUCUAUCCCACCUUCGAGCCAAUGGCCCAAGAACAACGACACCGAGCUGGAGAAGCAGCAACCACCAAGUAUUGACAUUACAGAUCCGACCAAAGCAUCACACGUACCAGUUUCCAGCGGUCUCUUCCUGUCAGAUGACUUCGACACCACCAUAGACCUAGACGAACCGAUUUUGACAGAUAUCAACACAAAUAAGAGACGAUGUCUUUCCCCUCCAGCUCAAGCGCCGCCUGUCAAGCGAAUCUCUCCAGUCCCAGAUUCUCAAACACUUCUCCCACCAGUGCGAAGGAAUGGGAAUGGUCGAGUUUCUACCAACGAUCCCAUAGAGCUGACAAGUUCCCCGGGGCUUAUUUCGCCGGACAAGAUGAGACCUUCGGUAAAGGCUCCUACGAAACCUACACCGCAUGUGACGACUGAAGCUGAGGACUCUGAUCCCUUCGCAAGUUCGCCACAGCCAGUGCGCCGCUCGCCCCCGAAACCAAAGCCAGCAGUGAAACCUAUCGAAUCCUCCGAUCCUUUCGCGAGCUCGCCCCAGCCAGUGCCAAUAACAUCAAAGGCACAUGAAGCCAUUAUAACAUCCCCGCCUGCACCGGCCCCGAUGCCACCGCCUAAGAAGAACGCAGCAUGGGAUCCUAUCUCCAGUUCAGCCCCAGAGGUCUUCUCCUUCGAUUCAUCGCCACCAGGGAAGAAACGAGACGUCAUUAAUAUUGACGACUCAGACGGCGAGAACAGCUCCGAGGACGAACUGCCCGAUAUUGCAUCUUUCGAUGUGACCAAAAUGCGCCGUCGAUCGCAGAUUCAGCGCUCGCAAAGCGAUGUCGUAUCAUCACGAUCCCGAACAAAACUACCAGCCACAAGUAAAACAUCGACAGAGGAUCGAGCACGAGAAAAAGAAGCGAAGGCAGCAGCCAGAGAAGUUGAGAAGGAGGCGAAAAGGCGCGAAAAACUGGAAGCAAAAGAGGCAAAACUCCGCGAAAAAGAACGAAAUGCUGCGUUGGCUGAGGUCAACAAGCUGAGGACAGACAAGAAGAUCUCGACUCCAGAAAUGAUGGUCGAUAUCCCCUCGAGUCUAAACCCAACCGUGACCACUGAGCUUCAGGCCAUGCUAGAACCCUUUGAUGUGCAGUACACAACUUGGGACAGCCCGGUCGACAAUGUGGUUAAGUGGCGUAGAAAGGUUCGCAGUCGAUACAACGACGAUCUUGGUCUUUGGGAGCCAAUACCCCUUCGUCUUGUAGAUGAGAAGCACGCACUCGUUGUCAUGAAAGCCGAUGAGUUUGUCAAGCUUGCGCUGGAUGACGGGAUUUCGCCUCACGUUGCUAAAAUGCAGAGGCAUUUCGCCGAGCAUCAUCUCGUCUACCUUAUCGAAGGUCUCACUCCUUGGAUGCGCAAGAAUCGGAGCCUUCGUAAUCGUCAAUUCGCAUCUAAUGUUCGCGCCUCAGAAACCACAGCAGCUGCUUCCAACCGGCGGAAUAAGUCUGCUGAAUACGUGCCAGAGGAGACAAUCGAGGACGCGCUGCUUCAACUGCAGGUAAUACACGAGGUCCUGAUCCAUCAUACUAUGAUACCGAUGGAGACGGCCGAGCAGAUUCUUACCUUUACCCAACACAUAUCGACAAUUCCUUACCGCAAGCAGCGAGAGCUCGCGACGCUUGGUGCAGGAUUCUGCAUGGAGAGUGGACAGGUCAAGACAGGAGAAGACGCAAAAGAUACAUAUGUAAGAAUGCUGCAGGAGAUUGUGAGAGUCACAGCUCCGAUUGCUUAUGGUGUGGCCAAGGAGUUCGAUACAGUUAGUGAACUGGUUCGAGGCUUUGAGGCCACUGGGCCAACUCGAUUGGAGGGCGUCAGAAAAAGCGCCAACAAGGACGGAGCCUUCUCCGAUCGCACAGUUGGACAAGCUGUGAGUAGACGUAUGUACAAAGUUUUCACGGGAGUGGACGAGACAAGCACAGAUGUUUAG